This is a messenger RNA of Salvia splendens (bonfire salvia), 921 nucleotides long. RefSeq names its product probable E3 ubiquitin-protein ligase RHA4A. The transcript is spliced from 3 exons. The coding region runs from base 252 to 764 and encodes 170 amino acids. The record is from RefSeq and is a predicted model, not a curated record. Gene Ontology annotation, molecular function: transferase activity. Gene Ontology annotation, biological process: protein ubiquitination. Lineage: Eukaryota; Viridiplantae; Streptophyta; Magnoliopsida; Lamiales; Lamiaceae.
AGAUGAAUGAUUAAUGGGACCGGGCAUGCCAUGAUAACCUAAAGUGGGAGUGUCACAUUUCUCACUUAAAAAUAAAAAAGAAGAAACAAGGAAUAUUUAGUUUGAUCUUCUAAAGUUCUUUCCAGGCGUAUUAUAGCCACUACUACCCUUUAAUCCUUCAUCAUCAAAUUCAUUUAAAUUUUCUUUCUCUCUCUCUUCAUUCCAUAAGUACAUGCAAAAUGAAUAAGGAAAUUAGUUGCAAUUAAUCAGCAAUGAAGUCUCCUCCCAAAUCUCAGAGCCCUCCUCACCAAUACCCUCAAGAAAUCCAGCUUAAGCUAUAUCAAGCUUUUAUAUUUUCAAUUCCAAUCCUUUUCUCAAUCAUUUUAUUUCUCUUAUUCUACCUUUUUUACCUCAAGAGAAGAGCAAACUCCACUUCCUCCGCCGCCGCACCUCCUCUUCUCCCCACCGCCGCCGCGGAUGCUACUGCGCCGUUGGAUUUGAAAAUUGAAGUGAAGAACAUGCUCUGCCAAAUCCUCUACGAUGACUCUAUGAAAUCAAGGGAUUCAUUGUGUUGUGUUUGCUUGGGAGAGUUCGAGUUGAAAGAGGAGUUGCUUCAAGUGCCGGCAUGCAAGCACAUUUUCCACAUGGACUGCAUCCGCCACUGGCUCCAUAACCACUCUACAUGCCCACUCUGUAGAGCCCCCGUUGCGCCCUCCUCCGUUGCUCCCACGCACCAACACCAUAUAACCAUAACAUCUGAGGGAUCAACAAGUAUUGUUGCCUAGUUUGUGAAGUUUCACCUUUAAAAUGAUCUGCAUACAUUAGUAGUAAUAGAUAGUUAAUUGUGUUGUAAUUGCAAAAUCGAAUGCAUGCACAACUCCUACAAAGGUAGUAGUUGUGCAAUUUUGAGAUACGAAAUAAAACUAAUACGGGUUAAUUGCA